Molecule: messenger RNA, 2066 nt
Organism: Abrus precatorius (Indian licorice)
Lineage: Eukaryota; Viridiplantae; Streptophyta; Magnoliopsida; Fabales; Fabaceae
Product: pentatricopeptide repeat-containing protein DOT4, chloroplastic-like
Exons: 1
Coding region: 40-1986 (648 amino acids)
Biological process (GO): RNA modification
Molecular function (GO): protein binding; RNA binding
Source: RefSeq, a predicted model, not a curated record
AAACAACAUAAACAAAGAUGUUUAGAAAGUAGAAACUAAAUGUCAUUGCGUCUUUCAUCCCUUGCUAACUUCAAAAGGCCCCUCUACCUAUGGAACUUGAUGAUUAGAGACUCUACCAAUAAUGGGUUCUUCUUAGAAACUUUGAAGAUAUAUUAUUCCAUGACACACUGUGGUGUUCAUGGCAACAGUUUCACCUACCCUAUGGUCCUCAAAGCCUGUGCUAACCUUGCCUCCAGUCAACAUGGAACAAUGCUUCAUGGGCAGGUCAUGAGACUUGGGUUCCAAGGUGACACCUUUGUUCAAACUGCUCUUGUCGAUACGUACUCAAAAAGCUUCGAAGUUGCAUCUGCACGACAGGUGUUCGAUGAAAUGCCUCAGAGAAGUGCCAUCUCGUGGAAUGCCAUGGUUUCGGCUUACACUCGUGUGUCUUUGAUGGACCAGGCAUUGAGCCUCUUGAAAGAAAUGUGGGUUCUUGGUUUUGAACCAAGUUCUUCCACAUUCGUUUCGAUUUUGUCAGGUUAUUCCAAGUUGGAUUCUUCUGAAUUUCAUUUGCAGGGGAUGUCGAUACACUGUUGCUUGAUCAAACUUGGGCUUGUGUAUUUGGAGGCCUCUCUGGCCAACUCACUGAUGGGUAUGUAUGCCCAAUUUGGCCAAAUGGAUGAAGCAAGGAAAGUUUUUGACUUGAUGGAUGAAAAGUCAAUAAUUUCUUGGACAGCUAUUAUGGGGGGUUAUGUGAAAAUUGGACUUGCUGUGGAAGCAUUUUAUUUAUUUAAGCAAAUGCAACAUCAAAGAAUUGGCAGAGACUUUGUUGUGUUUCUGAAUCUUAUUUCUGGUUGCAUAGAGGUAGGAGAGCUUUUGUUAGCUUCGUCUGUUCAUUCUCUUGUGCUCAAAUGUGGGUAUGAUGAAGAGGAUUCUAUUGAAAACUCGCUUAUUACUAUGUAUGCAAAAUGUGGCAACCUCACAUCUGCUGAAAGGAUAUUUGAUCUGAUCAGUGAAAAAAGCAUUUUAUCAUGGACGUCAAUGAUUGCAGGGUACGCUCAUUCAGGUCAUCCAGUAGAAGCACUGGAUCUGUUUAGAAGGAUGGCAAGGACAGAUAUUAGACCAAAUGGAGCAACCCUUGCAACGGUCCUAUCAGCUUGUGCUGAUUUGGGAUCACUCAGCAUGGGGCAAGAGAUUGAAGAGUACGUUUUCCUAAAUGGAUUGGAGUCAGACCAACAAGUCCAAACAUCUCUAAUACACAUGUACUCCAAAUGCGGGAGCAUCAAGAAAGCAAGAGAAGUAUUUGAAAGGGUGACAGAUAAAGAUUUAACUGUUUGGACUUCCAUGAUAAAUAGUUAUGCAAACCAUGGGAUGGGAAAUGAGGCAAUUAGCCUCUUUCACAAAAUGACAACUGCAGAAGGGAUAAUGCCAGAUGCCAUUGUUUACACUAGUAUUUUGCUGGCCUGUAGCCAUUCAGGAUUGGUAGAACAUGGACUGAAAUUCUUCAAUAGUAUGCAAAAGGAUUUUGCAAUAGCUCCUACAGUAGAACAUUAUAUGUGUUUGGUAGAUCUUCUUGGUCGAGUUGGCCAGCUUGACUUAGCUUUAGAUGCAAUUCAGGGAAUGCCACUAGCAGCCCAAGCUCAAGCCUGGGGUCCAUUGCUCAGUGCUUGUAGGAUCCAUGGCAAUGUUGAGUUGGGAGAGCUUGUAGCUGCUAAGUUAUUAGACCUUAGUCCUGGAAGCUCUGGAAGUUAUGUAUUAAUGGCUAAUUUGUAUACCUCUUUGGGCAAGUGGAAGGAGGCUCAUAUGAUGAGAAAUUUGAUAGAAGCUAAAGGGUUGGUUAAAGAAUGUGGCUGGAGCCAGGUUGAGGUCAGUGGUAGAUUUCAUGCAUUUGCUGCAGGAAAUCAGUCUCGGGUUGGCUUAGUCAAUAUCUAUAAGACACUACAAGAUCUAAAUUUUACCCUUCAAGAAGGUAGCUAUACAGCAGAAACAAUAUCAGUGAAUGAUUAACUGUAAAAGAAAACAGACUAGGGAACCUCUGAUGACUUAUGGUUAUCCAAUUGUUGCAACUGGUCAUGUCAAUAGGACUU